AUGUCAUCACUACCACCAAAACCUAAUUUAACUAGGAAACAUCAAUCAAAAGGUGGUAAUAAUGUUAGAUCCAAGAUUAAAAUUUUUGAAGAAGCUAAUGGGUUAAAUCAAAAUAGUUCAAAUAAGAAUGAUUCAAUACCAUCACACUUACCGCCAGAAGCUUAUGAGUCUAAAGAUAGACUCAAAUCACAAAGAAAUAAAGAAAAUAUACCACCAUAUGAAAUCAAUUCAACAGCGUCUUUCAUAAAUCAACAAAAUGACCAUGGAAAUGAACAUUAUGAAGCAGCUGCUAUUGAUAAAAAGUUUGGAUUACAACUGUCAAAAGAAGAACUAGUCCAUAAAGAAAUGGGAGAAAAGGUUUUAGAAAUUACAUUAUAUCAUAUAAAACAAUUAGAUCAAGAUUUUUAUGAUUAUUGGUAUACAAAAACAUUAGGCACAGGUCAUAAACCCUCCAAUACUAAUAAUUUAAAAUUAUCCAUGCAGUUAAUUAAAAAAUUUUAUAUAUCUAUAUUCACAACCAUUUUUGAUUAUGAGAGACAAAAUGUUAUUACUGAUAUUAAUGAAAAGUUGUUUGAAAUACCUGUUGUUAAUGAUGAAGAAUCUUUAAGAAGAUUUAAAUCAUUUUGGGGUAAAUUUCUGGGAAAGUUGGAAUCAUAUCAUGAGAUUGAAUAA
Messenger RNA from Hansenula ciferrii, 672 nucleotides. RefSeq lists its product as uncharacterized. NCBI's taxonomy places the organism in Eukaryota, Fungi, Ascomycota, Saccharomycetes, Phaffomycetales, Wickerhamomycetaceae. The record is from RefSeq and is a predicted model, not a curated record. Bases 1 to 672 code for a protein of 223 amino acids. The transcript has a single exon.